Molecule: messenger RNA, 1662 nt
Organism: Gloeophyllum trabeum ATCC 11539
Lineage: Eukaryota; Fungi; Basidiomycota; Agaricomycetes; Gloeophyllales; Gloeophyllaceae
Product: DOT1-domain-containing protein
Exons: 6
Coding region: 123-1460 (445 amino acids)
Biological process (GO): DNA damage checkpoint signaling; DNA repair; regulation of transcription regulatory region DNA binding
Cellular component (GO): nucleus
Molecular function (GO): histone H3K79 methyltransferase activity
Source: RefSeq, a predicted model, not a curated record
GAUCGAGGUCAGUCUCGGUGCACCCUGCGCCUGAUGCCCCUAUUUCGCGCGAAUGCUGGAUUCGGGAAGGCGGUAAGCCCGGCCCUGGGUUCUUGAGUUGUGAAGAUGUUGUGAAGAGCUUGAUGAAAGGAUACAAAGCCUAUUUCCGAAAUCCGGACGACCCAAAGGACGCCUCGUUCGACCCGCAUCCGACCGAUUAUCCCAGUGUAGAGCUAGAGUAUCCUAACAGCAACGCCAGCGAACGAUUCAUCCUUCUGGCACCCAAAGAUAAAGAUCAUUACAACCCCAUCAUGUGUCUGGAGAAGACACUGCAUGUUAUUGUAGAACACUACCUCAGUCCGGAGCAGCGGGUACUGGUGGGCCCGAUACCCACGGACAACAUUGCGGACGUCACACCACCCAGUUCACCCCUCCUGUCCGCGUUUCCUUCACCUGCCCAUUCCACUACAUCCACCCUGACGAGUCUGUCUUCGUCGAGUAGCUCGUCGUUAGGCUCAACCUUGACCAGUUUAUCAUCCCUCUCCGACAGCCCGCCACCGCCCGGGGGGUACCUCCGCGCCGUCCAGCGAGCGAUACACAGACAAGAUGGACCGGCAUUCUUGAAGGCGAUGGCGCACAUCAACGACCUCUUUGGAUCGUUCAAGUACCCGCCCCUUUCCCCUGAUCCCUUUGACGACGCGCCACCGAAUCCGCUGAAGGAGGUGGUGAAGACGUGGACACCAGGUGGAGUACCCAGAAAGGUCAUGAUGCGCAUCAUGGACGAGUGCUACCAGCGGUGUGUGGGCCCGCACGUCCAGUCCCUUCGGCAGUACACCGCGUUCUCAUCCGAGGUGUACGGCGAGCUCAUGCCGUCGCUCGUGGCCGAGAUCGUGUGCGCGACUGGUCUCAAGCCUGAGUCGCUGUUUAUGGAUCUGGGCUCUGGUGUGGGGAGUAUUGCCAUGCAGGCGAGUCUGCAGAGCGGGUGUAGAAGUUAUGGGAUCGAGGUCAUGCCGAAGCCGGCGAAGAUCGCGAGGGAGCAGCUCGAGCAGUUUAAGAUAAGGUGUAGGAUGUGGGGGGUGUCGGCAGGGGAGGUCGAGCUGGAGGAGGGGGAUAUGUUGAGGAGUGCGCGAGUGGACGCGUUGAUGAAGGAGGCGGAUGUAGUGCUUGUGAAUAAUAAGGUGUUUGAGGAGUCAUUGAACGAGGCUCUCAGACCGAAGUUUCUGGAUUUGAAGGAAGGGGCUAUUGUUGUUUCGUUGAAGGAGUUUGCGCCGGUUGACAGCAGGGUGACGGAACGCAACGUGGACGAUAUGAGCACGAUCUUCAAGGUGUACGCAAUGAAGUAUCACUCGGGCAGCGUAUCAUGGGGGAGUGGCGGCGGCCAGUACUAUAUCCACCGCGUAGAUCGCGAGGGGUACGCGGAGCUGGUGAAGAGCUUUCAUACAUCUCGCAGCUCAUCGCGGCCUGCACGCUCUAGAAGAUGAACAGACUAUCCUCCGGACACCUCUGCACUAUAUUCAUUCGAACUCGGGAUACCUACAUCUGUUAUCAUUAUUAUUGUAACCUUUCAAUGUGCUCUCUCCACGCUGUCAUUGCGUAUUUUAUUGCACUUGCUGACAUGUAAUUAUUGCACAUAGUAUUUGUAGCUUCUAGUGUAGUUUGGAUAAUGCACUUCAGAUCGGGGCA